AUGGGCAUGGCUUCUGUCGUCCACAACGGCGUCCACAUUCCUCUGAAGCUCAGUUCACGCUUGCCUAGGGUUUCAUCACCAUCUCCAGCCCCAAAGUGGGCUAGGCCUCACUUAAUUCACCUUCAUAUCCCUCGCAUCCGCACAGGUGGUCACAGUCGUCGUGGCCAAUCUGCGCCGAUUGCACGUUCUAGAACAACUGAGCAAGAUGAUGAUUUAUCCAUUUCAGAAGGUGAGAGGGUCGAUUCUCGGUCACGUGAUGACUUUGGUGAUGUGGACACCUCUCAUACUUCCUCUCCAGAGAAAACGCAGGGACGUGAAGCUUAUGUUUCUUCCGUGUGCGCUGCGGUAGCAUUUGGUGUCGGUUUGGGUUUCAAAGAUGGAGUUGGCAAGGCAACGGAGUUUUUUGCUGGGUAUUUGCUGGAGCAAAGCUUAUCAGUGGACAAUCUGUUUGUCUUUGUUCUGAUUUUCAAGUACUUCAAAGUGCCAAUCAUGUAUCAGAAUCGGGUGCUUUCAUACGGUAUUGCUGGCGCAGUCGUCUUUCGUUUCACAUUAAUACUCCUAGGAACAGCCACACUGCAGAGGUUUGAGGCGGUGAAUCUUUUCCUGGCUGCAAUACUCCUUUACUCAUCCUUCAAGCUAUUUACCAGUGAAGACGAUGACACUGAUCUAUCCAACAACUUUGUUGUGAAGACAUGCCAGAGAUUUAUCCCUGUCACGUCGAGUUAUGAUGGCAAUAAAUUUUUCACAUUUCAAGAUGGUGUGCGAAAGGCCACACCUUUACUUCUCACGGUAGCAGUUAUUGAGCUCAGUGAUAUAGCAUUCGCUGUCGACUCCAUACCAGCAGUUUUUGGUGUUACUCGGGAUCCUUUCAUAGUGUUCAGUUCUAAUCUUUUUGCCAUCGUAGGUUUAAGAUCACUUUACACACUAAUUUCUGAGGGUAUGUCAGACUUGGAGUAUUUACAGCCAUCAAUUGGUGUUGUUCUGGGCUUUAUCGGGUGUAAGAUGAUCCUGGAUUAUUUUGGGUUCCAUGUAUCAACCGAGGUGUCUCUUGGCUUUGUAGCUACAAGUCUUAGUGCUGGGGUGCUGUUAAGUCUAAUGAAGAAGUCUGACUAG
This is a messenger RNA of Prunus armeniaca (apricot), 1113 nucleotides long. The record is from the annotation of a GenBank genome assembly. NCBI's taxonomy places the organism in Eukaryota, Viridiplantae, Streptophyta, Magnoliopsida, Rosales, Rosaceae.